AUGGAGGGUCAGUCACCUGUGCCCCAGGUGGAGGAGGCCCGGUUAGCUGUAGCCCGGGUGGUGGAGGCCCGGGUAGCUGUAGCCCAGGUAGUGGAGGCCCAGGUAACUGCAGCCCAGGUGGUGGAGGCCCGGGUAGCUGCAGCCCAGGUGGUGGAGGCCCGGGAAGAUGUAGCCCAGGUGGUGGAGGCCCGGGAAGAUGUAGCCCAGGUGGUGGAGGCCCGAGUAGUUGGAGCCCAGGUGGUGGAGGCCCGAAUAGCUGUAGCCCAGGUGGUGGAGGCCCGAAUAGCUGUAGCCCAGGUGGUGGAGGCCCGGGUAGCUGUAGCCCAGGUGGUGGAGGCCCAGGUAGCUGUAGCCCAGGUGGUGGAGGCCCAGGUAGCUGUAGCCCAGGUGGUGGAGGCCCGAAUAGCUGUAGCCCAGGUGGUGGAGGCCCGGGUAGCUGUAGCCCAGGUGGUGGAGGCCCAGGUAGCUGGAGCCCAGGUGGUGGAGGCCCAGGUAGCUGCAGCCCAGGUGGUGGAGGCCUGGUUAGCUGUAGCCCAGGCAACUGAGAGCUCUACCUACAAACCAAAUGGAGUCCCAGCUGCUAAUGUUGGUGUGAUCCUUUUUGGAGCUGCCUGA
Messenger RNA from Knipowitschia caucasica, 615 nucleotides. The record is from the annotation of a GenBank genome assembly. Lineage: Eukaryota; Metazoa; Chordata; Actinopteri; Gobiiformes; Gobiidae.